ACAACAUAUAAAUUCAGUUGGCACUACUAUUUCGACACUCCUAGAGAAAUACUAAAUUUAAAUAGCUAAAUUUUCUGUUCGAAAUCAUCGGGAAUAACUGGAUCGCCUUGCCUGAGAUGAGUAUCUGGCCCAUUCGAACAUUGCCAAAUUCAAAAAUGCGUAGUUGCAUAAUGGAGCUCGGUCGCACCAAUCGCCACACGGAUUGCACAUUCAUAAUUGAGGACGACAGCGGUGGCAAUCAAUCCUUUCCCUGCCACAAAUUGCUAUUCAGCUGCGCCUCCGAGGCUUUCGAUCGCAUGCUCUAUGGCGACUACAUUGAGUCCACCAGCGGAGUUGUCAGACUGAACGAUGUACAACCGGAUGUAUUUGAGAAAUUCCGAGAUUACGUCUACGGCUAUGAGAGCGAUAAGCUGCAGAAGUACGACUUUGAUACUCUGAUUCGCCUCUGCGAGUUUGCUAACAAAUAUCUGGUGCAAUCCCUCGAAGAGGACUGUGUGAAGGAUCUGCUGAUCCGCAAGAACACUUUUGACAUGGGAGAGUUACUUCGUCUAUUCCAGUGUGCCCAUCGCGUGAAUCGCAAAUCGUUAAUAAACCAAAUAGCCUGGGAGCUGAAGUGCACCUUCAAGAGCACCUUGGACCACUCGGGCGUAUACGAGUUCAAUAGCGAGGUAUUUAAACACUAUAUCGAAGUGAUUGCUAGCAAAAUAUCGGAGGCAGAUCGCUUCCGCCUGCUGGAAAUGUAUCUCAAAUAUAAUGGUAUCGAGGAAUCGGAAAGUGUGGAGCAGGUGGCUAGCCAGGAUGCAACUGGACCCACCACCGCCACCAACGAAGUGGAAAAUCAAGAAUCGGAGCUGCCAUCCACUAGCUGCGCUCCGCUCGAAACUGAAUGCAGUGAUAAGAACCCAAGUGUUGUCAGCGAUCUGAUUGCACUGAUUGAUUUUGGCAAGCUUUCACCCAAGGAAUUCUACGAUGGACCCGGCAAAUCCAAUUUCCUUCGCCUGGCUGAGAAGUACGAGCAUAUGUAUCAAAUCGCCAAGAACUGCGUUGCGGCCAAAGAUGAACUCAAGUUGAAGGUGGCAUUGGCCACGGGACAGAAGCCCCAACCUGCCGAAACCCGACGCAUAGCUCACCUGGGAGGCAGCUUAAUCAGGGAAGAUCCAACGGUUACCCCGCAUUACCUUUCCCGACCCAGUCGUCGAUAUCGCGCCUGGUCAGCACAAAGUGACGUCUAAUCUCGAGAUAUAUAUAUUUGCACCAACUCCGAGGUAUACUUAAUAUGAUUUUGAAGCUUCUCUCUAGCUGUGGACUACUAGGACCUACAAUUAACUGAAUGAAAACUGUAAAUUCAUUUACAAAGCAGGCAAUUUUUCUAUAAAUGCCACGAUGCUUUUAGCAAAAGUAGAAAUUAUCUAUAUGUACAUAUUAUCUAUAUGUAACAUAUCUUUUGUGAAUACACAAAUUGUUUACCUACAAAACGUGUUUAUAAAUUAGUAAUGCUGAUAAACAAAUCGGCAGAGAACAGAAAUUUGGCUUUUUAUCACCAUUUUAGCAUUCUCAAAACUUGUUGUUCUGUUCAAAUAAAUAGUAUGAAUGAU
Drosophila mauritiana is the source of this 1595-nucleotide messenger RNA. RefSeq lists its product as uncharacterized. Gene Ontology annotation, biological process: neurogenesis. The transcript has 2 exons. Gene Ontology annotation, molecular function: protein binding. The coding region runs from base 117 to 1232 and encodes 371 amino acids. Gene Ontology annotation, cellular component: P-body; cytosol. The record is from RefSeq and is a predicted model, not a curated record. NCBI's taxonomy places the organism in Eukaryota, Metazoa, Arthropoda, Insecta, Diptera, Drosophilidae.